Molecule: messenger RNA, 1231 nt
Organism: Leguminivora glycinivorella
Lineage: Eukaryota; Metazoa; Arthropoda; Insecta; Lepidoptera; Tortricidae
Product: GPN-loop GTPase 1
Molecular function (GO): GTPase activity
Source: RefSeq, a predicted model, not a curated record
UCUCCUGACGUCACCAUGUCGCUGUCGGCAGAGUUCAGCCGACGACGGUUGGAUUGGGAAGUGGUUCGGGCUCGGCCUUUGCGUCUACGAAAAAAUAUAUUCCAGUAUGGCUGGAGCUGGGAAGACUUCGUUUACCAAACGUGUCGCGGGUCAUGUCGUGGAUGGCGCCAGACCGUAUAUAAUCAACUUAGAUCCUGCGUGCCGUGAAGUGCCGUAUCCAGCAAAUAUUGACAUAAGAGACACAGUGAACUAUAAAGAAGUUAUGAAGCAAUAUGGCCUCGGUCCGAACGGAGGCAUUGUUACAUCGUUAAAUCUGUUCUCCACUAAGUUUGGUCAGGUCGUGGAACUCAUUGAAAAGGCCGGACAGAAACAUAAGUACUGUGUCAUUGACACACCUGGUCAAAUAGAAGUAUUCACAUGGUCAGCAUCCGGCACCAUAAUCACAGAGACACUGGCUGCGUCAUGUCCUACCGUAGUUGUGUAUGUCAUGGACACCGUCCGCAGUGUGUCACCGGUCACAUUCAUGUCCAACAUGUUAUAUGCCUGCUCUAUACUCUAUAAGGCUAGACUGCCGUUCAUUGUGGUCAUGAAUAAGACGGAUGUAGUAGACAACGCAUACGCAGUAGACUGGAUGCGAGACUUCGAGUCGUUCCAAGACGCGUUGGACGCGGAGGGAGACACCGAGGGCGGCGCCACGUACGUCGGCAACCUCUCGCGCUCUAUGGCGCGCCUAGACACCUUCUAUAAGGACCUCAAGUGUUGUGGCGUCAGUGCGCAUACUGGAGCGGGCCUUGAAGAAUUUUUCACACUCGUAGACAAAGCAGCAGAAGAAUAUGAGACUGAAUACAAAGCCGAUUGGUUAAAAAUGCGAGCUGAGAAACUGGAAGAACAGAAAAAGAAAGAAGAGGAAUUAUUAAAAGGCCCAAACAGUUCAGACGCCGUGAUAGAAAAACGCAGUCUGAUCGACGAGGUGCCAAUAGGAAGAGAGAUGAGCGACAUAUACCUCUCGCAUCCCGGAGACGAGAGCUCCAGCGAUGAUGAGGGCACGGAGAAUCAGCCAGAAAUAGAUGACAAACCAGAGGAUGUGGCCAUGUUCCAGGAAUUCCUAAGAAAACACGUGAAGCCGAACAAUACUGAGAAUAAAUCGUAGUAUGUAAGCUAACUUGUGAUCUGUACAUAUAUGUCGCUAAGUUAGGUUAAGGUUUUUAUAUUAAAUACAAUAAGUGAUAAA